ACAUUUCUCCUAGGUGUCUUCGAUUGAUUAAGAAUUCGAGCAGUUUCCGUUUUUUUCGGGGCAAAACAAAAGCGCCAUUCGUGCUUGUCAUUUAGCGUUGAGGCACCGAGCGAAUCUUUUUUUCCGUUGCCAAGGUCUGGGUGUGAGGAGAAGUUGGGCCUGGGUACUGUCUUACUUUCGCUAGCUGCUUCAUCACAACAGGCACGAGCCCCAAACAAGCCACGUGGACAUUUGGAUCAAAACCUGAACUCGUUUCACCAUGGAUCAGCAUCAGGACUUCAACUCGAGCCUGGACGGCCACGCCGCCGUGCAAUUCAACUCCGGGGAGACCAUGGCCUCGGCUGCCCUGGCCAACAUGACGCUGAAAGAACCCCAGGACCAGCAGGAGGUCAAGAAGCCUAACGGGAUGCCAGMCGCACACAUGGGACCUGGGGACAUGGAAGAAGAAUUGCUGGAGCUGUCACCGGAACUGAAAUCASAGCCUCAAGCACCAGUGUCAGAGGUCUCUGUGUCGAAGAGCGCCCUCUCGGCUACCAGAGGGAUGACCGCUACAGGUCAAGAGGAGCUCACUGCAUCGCUCAGCCCCACGCCAGGAGGUGUCAGUCCUGCCACAGAGAGCGGCCGCAGUAGCAGGUCCGGCUUUGCCGACGACGGGAGCGAAGACGGGGAGCGGGCUGGGUCGGUAAGCCCCCGGGCRUCUCCUUCAGCCCCUGAAGCCCCAAUCGAGAGGGACACUCCAAGGCUCUUCUCCCCAGACUCGCUGGGGUCUGAGGUGAAGAGGAGCUCGYCUGACAAGGUCUCUGAUGUCUCUGUGGGCCACAGCCUAAGCGACUCUGGGUCUGAGGACGAGGAUGAGAAGGACGUAUGUGAGAGCAAGGAGGCUCCUACCUCGGCCUAUGARGACAGGAUCAGUCCUGGGAAGCCUCAGAGCCCUCUCUUCAUGGAAAAGGAGGGGACGAAAGAGCAGGUGGAUGAAGAAAAAGAGGAGGAUAGCGACGAGGAAGAGGAUGAAGAGGAGGAGAGAACAGAGGUGUCAACGAUCCGCAGGAGGCCACGGCGUGAGGUCAGCUCAGAAGAGGAAGAGCAGCAGAAAGAUGAAGUUUGCGCCCCUGUCAUUCCCGUUGCCAUGACCCCGGAGGAAGCCAAGCAGCGCGUCCUAUCCUUUGACUACACUGAGCCUGAGCGACACCCACCUGGUCAGGGCAUCCCUGCAGGGUGGCAGAACGGAGCAGACAAGACCCCCCCAGRGAGCAAGAGCCCUGACUCCAACAGGGCCGACCAUGGAUCUCCCUUCUCCCCUAGCACCGCAGCCGACCGGACCAAGGACCAGUCUCCUCUCAUCGAGCACCAGCCAGACGCCCGCGAUGCGGUGGAGCAGGAGACUGAGGAGGAGGUGCAGGAGGAAGAAGAGGUGCAGGAGAAGGUAGCUAGUCCCCUGCCCAUGAUUGCUGUGCCCCAGAUGGAGGUUGAGCCCGUCCAGAAGGAUGAUGAGCCUGUGAAGACCUCAAAGGACACKCAAGGCCAAUACCUGGAGUCGGCAAACGAGGACGUCAUCGCAGCGGUGACGGCAGCUCAGUCGGUGACCAAAGCCAAACCUGCAGAAGCCAAACCUGCAGAAACGAAGACUAAGGCUGGCAAGCCUGCUAGUGGCCCCAAAGGUGAUGCCAAAGGAGGUGCUCCUACAGCAGCCAAAGGCCCGGUCAGGCAAGAUAAGAAAGUGACCGCUAACGCUGUAGCCCCUCCCCCCAAGACCACCKCCGCUAAAACUCAGAAAGCACCCCCAAAAGAUGCCGYCCCACCGGGCGGAAAAGCAAAAGCUCCAGGUGCCCAGCUGAAAGCCAAGGCCAGUGCAGGGGCUGGGAAAGAAGCAGCUGAGAAAAAGACACCCAACGCCACCACACCUGUCAAAGCAUCCACCCCCAAACGACCCUCCUCGGUCCAAACCACCCCCAACAAAAAGCCUUGGUCCUCUUCCUCUGCCCCAGCCUGCAACACUAGCAGGCCCAGCUCAAUAUUUAAACCCUGUCCAGGCAGUGCAAGAGCCAGAGAACCCAGGCCAAGGACUGGAGAUGGGAAGACAGCCAGCACCAGGACACCAGGUGCCAAACCCCAGGGUGCUGGGACCAGGAUGCAGACCAAGACCACUGCUGGAGUUGAUUCCCCCAAGACGCCCCAAGACCGUAGUGGCUAUAGCAGCCCCAGCGCACCCAAGUCCCCCGCCAGCCGGGAGGUGAAGAAGGUGGCGGUGGUGCGGACCCCUCCUAAAUCCCCUGGGUCCACGAGGGGGCGCAGUCCGGURCCCCUGGCCGCCCCCAUGCCCGACCUGAAGAACGUCCGGUCAAAGAUUGGCUCCACGGAGAACAUCAAGCACUCGCCUGGUGGAGGACGGGUGCAAAUAGUUGAGAAGAAGAUGGAUUUAAGUAACRUUCAGUCAAAGUGUGGCUCCAAAGCCAAUCUCAAGUAUACCCCAGGAGGUGGCAAUGUUCAAAUUACUCACAAAAAGAUUGACCUCAGCAACGUACAGUCAAAGUGUGGAUCGAAGGCCAACAUUCACCACAAACCAGGUGGAGGCAAUGUGGAGAUCAAAUCCGAGAAGAUGGACUUCAAGGUUCAGUCUAAGAUUGGGUCCAUGGACAACGUUGGUCAUGUGGCUGGAGGUGGCGGGCGGAAGAUUGAAAGCCACAAACUGAGUUUCCGUGAGACGGCGAAAGCCCGCACCGACCACGGAGCGGAGAUUGUCCCCGUGGAGAUCAUCGCAGGCGGCUCACCCGCCCGUCUUCUCAGYAACGUGUCGUCCCCUGGCAGCCAGAACAUUACAGACGCGCCGCCGCUAUCCAUGCUAGCCGACCAGGUCUCCGCCUCCCUCGCCAAGCAAGGCCUGUGAUUCGACCACGUCCCUCCCUGAAAAAGCAUUGUAGGUUACCAAGGGAACCAACCAYGUGAUAAAAAAGAGAAACGAAGAGAAAAAKAAGYACCUCACUGAGUCUCCMUUCCUCCUUGAAAUUCAAAGUCGCUCGCRGGAUUUGCCGACCGGGGAUAUCAGUCAGGGCAAAGUGGUCCGUUAAUGAACAGUUUAUGGUCUUGAUAGUUAGAUAGACACAGGUAAUGAAAACAUAUACGUGAAAGAAAAGCAACAUUAUUCUAUACCCAUAAAAACGUAGCCAGGCCUUCUUAUAAAGACAUUUACCCUACUUUCCAUUUACAGUGCAAUUAAUUGGGCUGCUCAAUUCGAACGCAACUGCUCGCAUGAAAAUAUUGCACAUUACUUUGCUUAUUGCCAUGCAGUGGAUGUUUGCAUUUGCUCAUUUAAGCCUUAAAAUGUGAAGUAGCCAAAGACUCAAAUCUUUUCUCAACUAGAAAAGAYCAGCUAAAUUAAAGUGACACUGUACUAUACCAUUCAAAUGAUACUAAGUGCCAAAUAGAAUGUUGCCCUUUCGUGCUUAAAACACUCCGAUAUUCCCCAGUUGAGAAAUCCGCGAAGAUUUAUUUACGGUAUAAUGAAAUUCGAACGUUGUCGUAAACAGUUGCUGUGAUGUAAUGAAACGCGUGUGACUCUGCCUUUGAGAUGAUUAAAGUAGACAUUGUUUGUGAAAUUAUAAAAUAAACAAUUUUCAUGAGAAGGACAAUUACAAGUCUAUUACCCAGAAUAUUUAACUUAAGAGUUAAAGCCCAUGGCCCGUUCAAAACAUUUCAAGGAGGAUCCCAUUGCUGAGCAAUUGAAAUCAAUUAAGUAAUCAAUUAAUUAUGGAGUAAUGGAGCUACAUAGUGCAUAUGUCAAUCAAUUGGAUAAGAUUGCUAAUUUGAAGUUGAGGGKUUUUUGUGUGUAUGGUAUAGUCUACGUGCCGAUAUUCUGGUGGUAUAUCACCAAUCCUCACCAAGUUUCUUCUCAGCAGUGUGUCUGAAUCUGAGUACCUCCCCGUUGAUUUCUAGAACGGAAAUCCAUUCUAGACCAUCUGUUUGGUCCAGAGCCAGAACACACCUGGGUAUAGGGGCGUUAUGAAAUUUCGUCAUUGGCUUUGAUACUCUGAUUGGUUAGAGAUGAUCCAAUUGCUGAUUACUUUGUUUUGUACAACACCCCUUAUUUUGACGUCAACAAACGACUUGAACGAUGGCUGUCUCAGACUGCAGUAUGUAGGAAUGAUUGAGCAGCGGAAGAAUUCAGUUUGAGUGGUCAGGCAAUAGAAAUGCCACUGCAUACCCACAACACACAUGCCUAGACAAGUCUCAAUUUUACCUGCAUGAAAUUCAAAGCCUGAUAUAGGAUGUGCUCCAAAUCUCUACCCUACUCCAAAAGUGUGCACUUGCACACUCCCUCUGUCAAARAUGACCAAAUGACCACCCCYUACCUACCCACAGCGCACUACUUACGUAGCGAAUUUUAACUAAAGUAAAUAUUUCUUCGCAAUGACAGAGCACUCUUUUUUUACGCUGUAGAUCAAACCUUAUGUUGCGCACUUUCUUUCCUACUAGUAGCCCUAUUCUGUGGWUGUAAGACAUAUUAAACUGCUAUUUACAAAUGCUUGUAGAUGCACCUGCUGA
Salvelinus sp. IW2-2015 is the source of this 4539-nucleotide messenger RNA. It is a transcript of the gene maptb, whose product is annotated as microtubule-associated protein tau b. The record is from RefSeq and is a predicted model, not a curated record. Gene Ontology annotation, cellular component: neuron projection. Lineage: Eukaryota; Metazoa; Chordata; Actinopteri; Salmoniformes; Salmonidae. Gene Ontology annotation, biological process: microtubule cytoskeleton organization; neuron projection development. Gene Ontology annotation, molecular function: microtubule binding.